Sorex araneus (European shrew) is the source of this 2902-nucleotide messenger RNA. RefSeq names its product dual specificity phosphatase 3 (gene DUSP3). The record is from RefSeq and is a predicted model, not a curated record. NCBI's taxonomy places the organism in Eukaryota, Metazoa, Chordata, Mammalia, Eulipotyphla, Soricidae. The coding region runs from base 64 to 624 and encodes 186 amino acids. Gene Ontology annotation, molecular function: MAP kinase phosphatase activity; protein tyrosine/serine/threonine phosphatase activity. Gene Ontology annotation, biological process: protein dephosphorylation; negative regulation of MAPK cascade. The transcript has 4 exons. Gene Ontology annotation, cellular component: cytoplasm.
GCCCGCUGACCCGGCCUCUCUCUGCGCUCCCCGCCGCCCGGCGCGCAGGGCCCGGCCGCCGCCAUGUCGGGCCCGUUCGAGCUCUCGGUGCAGGACCUCAACGACCUGCUGUCGGACGGCAGCGGCUGCUACAGCCUGCCGAGCCAGCCCUGCAACGAGGUCAGCCCCCGGAUCUACGUGGGCAACGCGUCUGUGGCUCAAGACAUCCCCAGGCUGCAGAAGCUGGGCAUCACUCACGUCCUGAAUGCCGCCGAGGGCAGGUCCUUCAUGCAUGUCAACACCAGUGCCAGCUUCUACAAGGACUCGGGCAUCACCUACCUGGGCAUCAAGGCCAACGACACGCAGGACUUCAACCUCAGCGCCUUCUUCGAAAAGGCCGCAGACUUCAUCGACCAGGCCCUGGCUCAGAAGAACGGCCGAGUGCUUGUCCACUGCCGUGAAGGGUACAGCCGCUCCCCCACGCUGGUCAUCGCGUACCUCAUGAUGCGCCAGAAGAUGGACGUCAAGUCCGCCCUGAGCGUCGUCCGGCAGAACCGGGAGAUCGGCCCCAACGACGGUUUCCUGGCCCAGCUCUGCCAGCUCAACGACAGACUUGCCAAGGAGGGGAAGGGAGUGGCCAAGUGACUCACUUGGCACGUAUCAGGGAUGUCGUGGCUCGCUAAGACACGCUUUAAAUUGCACUCCAGGACGCGCUCACCGGUUGGUCGAGGCAGGCAGGGAAUGUGCCUUUUCCGGAGUGGGCAGGACGAGGAGCCGCCGUGUAGCGGCAGGAGCAGCACUGUGCAGCCUGGACAGCGCCUUUCCCGGACACCUUUCCUGGACAGCGAAGAUUGAGCACGCAAGGGCCCGGGCUGCUCCUUGAGAACCGGUGACCCAGGCGACCGUGUCAGUGACACAGCCAUCCUCAGACCUGAGCACCUGGGGUAUGCCGGAGCAGUAGUGCAGGCGGAGGGCACUUGUCUUGCACAUGACUGACGUGGGUUCGAUCCCUGGCAUCCCACAUGGUUCCCUGAGCCCUGCCAGGAAUGAUCCCUGAGCACAGAGCCAGGAGGAAGCCUUGAGCACAGGUGGGUGUGGCCCAGAAGCCAAAAAAAGAAAAUCAAGAAAACUGAGCACCUCACUGAUAAUGGCUGAUAAUCCUCCCAUUAAUCAAAUUCCCAUUAAUCAUGUAUUUACACUUUUUUUUUUAUGGGGCUGGAGAGAGCACAGGGUAAGGCCGCACCCCUGGCUCGAAGCCCCUGCACCAGGGAUGCUCAGAGCUAGGAACAGCCCCUGAGCACAGAUGGGUGUGACCCAUCCUCUUCCCUCUCCCAGAACACCCCCUCAAAAACCAAAAGAAAAUGGAACAUGGGUUGGCGAGAUGCCUCAGCAAGCAGCUGGGGUGCUGGCUUUGAUGAAGAAGGCCUGAGUUUAAUAUCCGGCACUUUAUGGUUCCCCAAGCGCCCCAGGGGCGGGGGGACACACUCAAGCCCAGAGCUGGAAAUAACUCCCGAGCUGCUCUGGGUGUGUCCCCCAAAACAAACACAAAGGAACUGGGCUUCCGAGGUUCAGAGUGAGCAAAGGUCAGCCGGCUCCACGGCACACCGGAAGCAGUGUUUCAGGGCGUCCCACUCCUGAGGUCCUCAGGGGACUUCUUUCCUUUCCUCUGCUGCUCAGGCACGUCCUGCGCUCACGCCCCUGACCGUGAGCUCUGUGGUGUGUGGGGAGAGACUUAGCACAAGCGCAUCCCUGUCCCGGAAGCGAAGCAUUGGUUAAGAACCGGUUGGGUUCUGCCUUCUGGGUUUUUUCUCCGGACACACAGGGCACCCUGAAGUGGGUGCUGGGGACACAGCUUCUGGAUGUGCCUCUGGAGCUGGACUCCCCUCCUGGGUCUGAGUGUGGUCACCUCACAGUGUGGCCAGAGCCUGGUGGGCCCACAAUACAGGCAGAGGUCAGCUAACCAGGCUGUACUGGGGGGAGGAGGGAAGAAAGGCUACCGAGAAUUAACGCCUGUACUUUUUAGGGAUUUCUUGAUAGACUUUCAUCUCAGAAUCCCCAGUGUUCCACGAAGUUUUGCUCCUACGUUUUUUUUUUUUUUUUUGUGGGGGGGGGGUCAAGUAAAAUCAAACCAAAUUCAAUUAUGUAGGAGUCCAGGGAAGCGGAAGCUGUUCUCACACAGCUUUCUUCCCCUGGGAACUUAUGGGAUAGGAACUCAGGGUGCCCUUUCCCCUUCCCCUGACCUUUGAUUAGCAGAACCCCCACUCCAAACCCCCCAGGACAGAAUGAGAGCGCGUCUGGUGGUCUUCUGCUACAUUCUGAAGCGGGAGUCCACCUUCCGCAGACCAGUUUCUCUCCCGGAGUUAUCUUGAGAGUAGAAACCAUCCACCACACCCGGGGACCUGGAGGCAGACCUUUCGGGUCCCUUCUGGCUCUGAUAUUGUGGGGGUCUCUGAAUUUCCCCACUGGGGAUUGAAUGCCACCUGGAAUUGACGGGGGAGCGUGUAGUAAGAUGAUGACCAGCAGGUGGCGCUGCGUCCCGUGGGAAUGGACGCUUGGAAAAGGAUGGGUACCUUCUGCAUCCGGAGUUCAGGCCCAGAUGGAAGUUUCAGUGAAAAUCCUGACAAUAUGAACUGCUCUGGUGGGGAGCUCUCUCUGUCAUCCAACACUGUCCGCAGUGAAGAGCCGACCAUGAUGAUGACCCAAGUCAAGAUUUUUAUCCAGUUAAAACUAGGUUGAGAAAGCUGAUGGGUUGGAAGCUUAAUUUACCACUUGGCAACUUUUCGGGUGACUCGCCUACAAAGUAUGAAUUUUCUGGACAGAAGAGGCCAGAGGGAUCCAGGUUUUAAAAUUAAGAUAAUAUGUCUCAAAUCAGUGUUACAAUACUAAAACUGUAACCAAAAUAAAUGUCUUACAGGAAAACAAA